CCCCCCCUCCCAAAACCCGGGAAGAGACCCUGGAAGCUGCACAAGAAAUUGUCCGGGGGGAGGAGGGGGAAGCGAGACGCGCUCAGCCCCGCCCCUCGUUCGUCACGUGAUCACGCGGGCGGGAAGAAGCAGCCCAAGGCCUCCCGGACGCGCAGACAGAAAUCUGCAACAACCCAUCCCACGCCUUUGGUGACAGGAGCCAAUGGCACUGCCCAAGCCUGGGACCUAUUACUUCCCCUGGGAGGUCAGCGCCGGCCAGGUCCCCGACGGGGGCGCGCUGCGGACGUUCGGCAGGCUGUGCCUCUACGACAUGACCCAGUCCCGAGUGACCCUGGCGGCCCAGCACGGGCCUGAGCAGCACCAGAUCCUCGUCUGCACCAAGUUGGUGGAGCCGUUCCGAGCCCAGCCGGGCUCCCUGUACAUUGUCCUCGGGGAGCUGGAGCACCAGGAGGGCAUCGAUUGGGGGGGGCACAAGGAAUCCCCUCAAUUACAGGAAAUUGAGGAGGGGGAAGCGGCGGAACAGGCGGUCCGUGGAGGUCGCAUCUGUGAUGUUCUAUCCAAGAUGGAGAAGGGGAGGGGCCGAGCUUGAGGCCUUUGCUCCCUGCUCUAACUUUCCUGCCUCAGUAAUAAUAAUAAUAUAAUAAUGAAUGUCAUCUUCUGCUCUAUGCGCCUGCUUAGCUGCAACCCUCUUUCCCUUCACAGUCACUCUUCCUAAAAGGAGGUCCGACCGUCCCCCAUAUCACCCCUCCCUUGUCUCCGGCUCACCCCUCAAUCCAAUGCAUUGUGAUGACGCCUGUCCCUCCAUCCCUCCUUCUUGCUCCCAGCCAGAGCCCUAUUUGGAGAUUUUUUAACUGUGAAUUAGACUCCGAUUUUGCCCUUGCUCUCCCCGCCUCGCCCUGAGCACACGCAGCUGCUCUGUGAAAGCCAUUUAGGGCCACACGUGUCCCAAGGAAAGGUGCAGGCCUCGCAGCGCCACGAGACGUUGGGGCGGACGCCCUGUCUGGUUGAUAGCGUCGCUAGCCCGGCUGUUCCUGAAGAGGGUGGAGAGUCCACCGUGGACACUGGCCGACAGACCCAGGCAUUGCCCCUUGCCCGCUGCACGCCUGGCUGUGCAGCCUCUGCAGCCCAUCACCGGGGCCAGCGGGAGUCAGCGACACACAGGUGACCCCGUGUUUCCCACACGUCGACCUUCCCCUGCGGAAGACUGGAGUCCACACUGGCCAGCACUCUGCAUUCGGCCCCCAGGCUGUGCUAAGUCAAGUCCCCGUGGCCUGGACGGGAGGAAAGCUGGGCAUAGGCGCUGCUGAUCAGAGAGCCCGUGGCCCCGAGCUGCACCUAAGGAAGACCGGAACGGCGAUCUGGAGCACUGAGUGCAUGCCCCGGUUCAUCUGCAGAGCGGGGAGCACAUGAGUGCAAAAAUAAAUAAAAGAAAAACCAACAGGGGCAAACUCCAGGUGUCUUUUUUUUUUUUCCUGUCUGAUGUCACUUGAACACCGACAGACCUUUUCAUGAGGUCCCCACAGCACCUGCUAGAAGCCCCCCCCUUUGCCCCUCGUGCAGGGGGUGGGAUGACUCUCC
Messenger RNA from Miniopterus natalensis, 1578 nucleotides. RefSeq names its product TEN1 subunit of CST complex (gene TEN1). Lineage: Eukaryota; Metazoa; Chordata; Mammalia; Chiroptera; Miniopteridae. Gene Ontology annotation, molecular function: telomerase inhibitor activity; single-stranded DNA binding; telomeric repeat DNA binding. The record is from RefSeq and is a predicted model, not a curated record. Gene Ontology annotation, biological process: negative regulation of telomere maintenance via telomerase. Gene Ontology annotation, cellular component: CST complex.